Beta vulgaris subsp. vulgaris (sugar beet) is the source of this 903-nucleotide messenger RNA. RefSeq lists its product as uncharacterized. The coding region runs from base 153 to 875 and encodes 240 amino acids. Lineage: Eukaryota; Viridiplantae; Streptophyta; Magnoliopsida; Caryophyllales; Amaranthaceae. The record is from RefSeq and is a predicted model, not a curated record. The transcript has a single exon. Gene Ontology annotation, cellular component: plasma membrane.
UCAAUAUUAUCAUAUAAAAAUUGUUUGCUUUGCUUUGUUUCACUUUUGUCUGAUUAAUUUCAAAUCUUCAUGUGUAUCCUUAACCUCUGAGAUAGUAUUCUACUCAGUGAUCAAUCAUCUCACACAAUGUUCUAACCUCUAUCUCCAAAACAAUGCAAUCUCUUCCACCACCACCACAAAGGCAACAUAGUACGCCACCAAACCAUUUUUCAAUACAAGCUGUAAGCCUCAGAAGCCCCGGGAUGAAUUACUCACCAGCGCCAUUCAUCCGACUCCUAAGCAAUGAUCCUAUACUCCACCGGCCUCGGCGAACCCAACCAUUAGUUUGGUGUAGUGCCAUCAUAUGCCUCAUGUUUUGCCUACUCAUAAUCUUUUUCGGGGUCACAACUCUAAUAAUGUUCCUAGUCAUCAAGCCAAAAUACCCAUCAUUUGAUGUCCCCAACGCAAGCCUGAACGUCAUCUACUUCGAUUCACCUGAAAAUUUCAACGGCGAUUUCACUUUGCUAGCAAAUUUUACAAACCCAAAUAGAAAAAUCAACAUUAAAUAUGAGUACCUGGAUGUAGAGCUUUACUUCGUCGAUAGACUGAUAGCGAAACAAGUGCUCCAACCGUUUAAUCAAAGGCCAGGAGAAGCAAGGUUGGAAAUGAUUCACUUCAUAUCGAGCUUGGUUUAUCUACCACCAAAUCCUGCAAUUGAGCUUCAAAGAGAAGUGCAAAGCAACAGAGUUAAGUAUAAUAUCAGGGGGACUUUCAGGGUCACAUCUAAACUGGGCAUUGCUCACUUCUCAUACUGGUUGCACGCAAGGUGCCAAUUAGAGAUGACUAGUCCACCAACUGGAGUUCUUGUAGCUAGAAAUUGUAUCACUAAAAGAUAGAUAUAUUUUGCCUUUUGGCUUUAUUUAA